AUGUCGCUAUAUGAUAUUCAAAAUUGCAAUAAACCCUCUGUUCGCAUAUACGGGGAAUGUACUCUGUGCAAUCGUCAUCUUUGUGCGAAACAUCUAGAACCAAAUUACCACACCUGUCCAAGAUGGGAGGAAGAGGCUGAAUACGACCCCGCCGCUAGGAAAGCCGAACAGGAUGAGAUCACCACACUUGUUGAUAAAAUCAACAUUCCUGCGCUCAUUUCUCGAGCAUGA
This is a messenger RNA of Penicillium diatomitis, 231 nucleotides long. RefSeq lists its product as uncharacterized. Bases 1 to 231 code for a protein of 76 amino acids. The transcript is spliced from 2 exons. NCBI's taxonomy places the organism in Eukaryota, Fungi, Ascomycota, Eurotiomycetes, Eurotiales, Aspergillaceae. Gene Ontology annotation, molecular function: zinc ion binding. The record is from RefSeq and is a predicted model, not a curated record.